This is a messenger RNA of Sebastes umbrosus (honeycomb rockfish), 1543 nucleotides long. It is a transcript of the gene mblac2, whose product is annotated as metallo-beta-lactamase domain containing 2. The transcript is spliced from 3 exons. The record is from RefSeq and is a predicted model, not a curated record. NCBI's taxonomy places the organism in Eukaryota, Metazoa, Chordata, Actinopteri, Perciformes, Sebastidae. The coding region runs from base 197 to 1027 and encodes 276 amino acids.
UCGUCCAAUCAGCGCGCUCUCCUCCUACAAGGGUGUGUCGAGGCCAGCCACCAUCACAUUAACCUCAAUGAAAACACAUCACCUCUAGGUAGAAGGCUUGUUACACACACACCUCUCCUCCUGCUGCAGAAAUCACCUGACACAGCACCACAACAACACCCCGCGGCAGGUUACUUCGACCAGUGCAUGAACUGGGAUGUCUGCAGCCGACUGGUACGCUCACAAAUCGCUCGGAGACGGACUGUUCUGGAUCCAGGAGCGCUUCUACCAGUCGGAGAACCGGGCCAACAUCUGGCUGCUCCGCGGCUCGCACCAGGACGUGGUGAUCGACACCGGGCUGGGUUUGAGGAGCUUACCGGACUACAUCGACGGUAACAAGCUGCUGGGCGAAGACCCGCAGAGGAAGAACCCGCUGCUGGCCAUCGCCACCCACGCCCACUUCGACCACUCGGGCGGUCUGCAUCAGUUCCAACAGGUGGGCGUCCACAGCGCCGAGGUCGAUGCUUUGGCCAACGGGGACAAUUUCGAGACGGCCACCUGGCUCAGCGACAGAGAGAUAGCCGAGGCUCCCAGUCCGGGAUGGAGGGCAAGGAACUACAAAGUCAAAGCUGUGCAGCCCACACACAUACUGCAGGAGGGUGAUGUCAUCAACCUGGGCGACAGACAGCUGACGGUGCUCCACAUGCCCGGGCACUCUCGGGGCAGCAUCUGCCUCCACGACCGCGACAAUAAGCUGCUUUUCAGUGGGGACGUGGUGUAUGACGGCGCCAUGAUUGACUGGCUGCCCUACAGCCACGUCAGCGACUACAUCAGCAGCUGUGAGCGCCUGGUGGGGCUGGUGGACAGUGAGCAGGUUGACCAAGUCCUCCCAGGACACUACAACACCUUUGGUGCGAAGCGGCUCCACCGGAUUGCAACCACAUACAUCAGCAGAGCUGGAACGUGCCCCGCAAAGUUCUCCACAUUUGCCUGGGGCACUCUGGCCGGGAUGGCGCUGCGGGCGUUUAACCCACGGAGUGCCUGCUAAUGAGAGGGGACCAUGAUGGAGCUGGAGGAAGCACAAGUGCACAAAGAAAGAUGUAUAAAUAUGGAGGGGGGACACACCCCCUUAUUUAUCUGUAACUUGAUGUAACAUUGUUCAUUUACUUAUGUAAUCCAACAGAUGUCAUAGAGGAAUUGCCAAACUUUGUGUAAAACGCCCGAUUGGGUUACAUAAGUCAAUAAUCAGCAUCAUAUGAAGCAUACAAUAAUAUAAGUAUUUAUAGUGUGAUUAUGUUCUAUACUAAUGAAUAUGUAUUUGUUGAAUAUGAUUUUUUAUACUUUAAACAGUUGUGAAAUUAUAAUAGCACAACAAUGGUACAGCUCUGCACUGAAACAGAAAGCAGAGUCAGCAUGGCCAUAGUAAUUCUCUAUGCAUUUUACAAUGCUCAGUGAAGACUCAGUGUCGACUACCUCCUACGUUUGUAACAGUGCUUUGUACUAUUGACAAUAUAUAAGGCUUAGAUAUGGAAACAUUGACAAUAAAGCCUCUGUUCUACCUGCC